AUGUCUCUCCAACAAGUCUACACGAGGUUUCUAGCCUCUCCUGACUCAAAAGCGCUGUUUGAGUCGCCAUCGAUGCAUUUCAUCACAACUCUCAUCACUAUCAAUUCUGCUGAAGACAUAUUAAAGUACCUCACUCGCGAGCCUACCUUUCUCAAGAAGCGCAUCGAAAAGCCGCUCUCUGCUAUCGAGAACAGUGAUUCGCUAGUUUUGGAAAUGGAGACGGAAAUGGAAUUCAUCAGUAGUGGGGGUAACUAUCUACCUGCGUUGGAUGAUAAUUUCUUGGCCGACCAGGUCGUUAUGGUGCCAAUUAUCCACAUCGUCAACUUUGAAGAUGGGCUUAUCAAGCAGAUCCGUCUUUACUGGGACCAGUCAUGCCUUCUAAAGCAGAUUGGCGUUAUUGGUCGUAACGGGCGCAAUUGGCCCAUCAAAGACGGUCGCGACCAGUGUAAGCUCGUGGGAACUUCAGUGGUCGGUACUACAAAUGCUCCUGGCGCACCUAAACCUGCUCCUGUAGCUGUGCAGAACGGGAACGGCAAUAGGACACGCGCCGGAACAAGGAAAAGUUCAGCUUCCUCCGUUGCAAGCAGCACCACCACAAACCCGACAAGAGAUCCACAUCGUAGUUUGUCGCUUUUCACUCCUCAGGAGGAUGAUACAGAGAGAAUUAAGGGCCCGGCAAUCGCCCCUCGUGGCUCUGCGAAACCUCCAAGCCGUGAUCUUGUCGAAAUCAUCGGCACCAACGAGAACGGCGAACCGAUCCAGAAACAGCCUGAAACAUUUGUCGCUCGUAAAGGAAAUAAUGGAUUCGCCGCGCAGCGUACCUUUGAGAUCGGCAGCGAAAACGAUAAGACACCUAAGAAUGUAGAACGCACCGUUAUUCUCGACCCCAAAAAGUACCAUCAUUUUGAGUUCACCGAUGAACCCGAAGAGAGACCAUUACCUGCUCAAGCCGCAUUGACGAAGCAAUCAAAUCAUUCUUCUUCAUGGGGCUUUGAAGAUUUCACUACUCCCGAGAAAAGGCCGUUGAAGCAUCGCAAGGACGACGAGAGGCACUUUGGAUGGAGUGACGAUGAAGAGAAGCCAGAGCCAAUAAAACUUCCAAAAAAGAUGGUUCCCCGCAAAGAUUCCGAAACACAUUUCUCGAUCAAAGAUACAGAUACUCCCGAAACCGUCGCGAAAAUGAAGCUAACCGGAAUCGGCCGUCCUGGUGUCAACUCCCAUUUCGAGAUCGCCGAUGAGUCCCCAGCAGGGUCCCACGUCAAGAGGCCAACCCAAGGGAAAGCGGCACUUAACAAUAUUUCGGGACACUGGGGCGAGAAUGAUAGUCCCAGUGGCGGUUUCUUUGAAGCGUUUGGGAAAGAGCAGGCUACGGGGGGGAUCAACAUCGCUGGUGAUGGUAUCGGAACACGUAAAUCCCAAGGUCGGGAGUUGAACUUCGAUGACGAAGUUCCCGGCCAGCGGGUACAGGCAAUCGAUCUUCCAAUCCGCACUAGAAGCCAAACUCAGUCAGCGAAAGAUAAUAACAUCUGGGGUUAUUAA
Molecule: messenger RNA, 1539 nt
Organism: Morchella importuna
Lineage: Eukaryota; Fungi; Ascomycota; Pezizomycetes; Pezizales; Morchellaceae
Exons: 2
Coding region: 1-1539 (512 amino acids)
Source: RefSeq, a predicted model, not a curated record